AUGACGGUGGUUCACAUUGUUCUCUUCAAAUUCCGCUCGGAUGUCUCAGACGAACACAAGGAGACUUUCGUCCGCGAGCUUAAGACACUAAAGUCUCUGUCAUGCGUCAAGGACCACCGCUUGAUCGUAGGCGGACCUUCCGUCACGGAUCCCAUCGAGAGAAGUAAGGGGUAUCAUUUCGCUCUGCUGAGCUUUCAUCAAGACCGCAAAGCGCUUGAGGAAUAUCAAGCAAGUGCGGAGCACCACAGGGUUACCAGCAACUACCUCUGGCCGUUCAAAGAGGACGUCACAAGGUUUGAUUUCGAGGUUGCAGAGGAGGACGAGUACAUGUGCCAGUUUGUCGCAAAGGGACUAGCAAAUGGAUCUGCCUAG
Molecule: messenger RNA, 372 nt
Organism: Colletotrichum spaethianum
Lineage: Eukaryota; Fungi; Ascomycota; Sordariomycetes; Glomerellales; Glomerellaceae
Exons: 3
Coding region: 1-372 (123 amino acids)
Source: RefSeq, a predicted model, not a curated record